AUGACCAAACCUCAACCUCCUUGGCUACUUCGGCUUCAUUCCCUUCUCCUCCACUCUCCACCCGGUCCUCCGACCUCUAGGCUCCACUCUCCGUUGGAAAGGUAUUACUGCAGCUUAGCCCUCUGUUCUCUCAAGGAGAUUGGAAGGUUUGUUAGGGAUCGAACUAGAAUUUAUUUUUGGACCAAUAAUUGGGCGGCGGAUGUUGGUCCUCGUAUCUAUCAUGUCUCAG
Dovyalis caffra is the source of this 229-nucleotide messenger RNA. The record is from the annotation of a GenBank genome assembly. Lineage: Eukaryota; Viridiplantae; Streptophyta; Magnoliopsida; Malpighiales; Salicaceae.